CGUCAUUUCAAUAUUUCCACAAUUUCACAUGCUCCCCAACAAUUUACCUCUGUUUUACGGUGGAAGAGCUCGCAUUGGUUGACAUCGUGGCUGUGCAGGACCCUGAAAUUCAGCCACGCAAUCACCUUAUCGCCAAGCCACCAUGAUGACAUCAAUCCGUGCGGCUUGUCGCAGAAUGGUUCCUUGCAGUUCAUGGAACCGGUUUCGAAUUGUCUCGUACGCCACUCAUGAGUCUAGAAGUGACGAGGCCUCUCAUAUCAGUGAAUUGUCCUAAUAAAUACCUGUUCAUCUAUUAAAGACAUCUUGCACCCAGAGCCUGAAGAUUCAGUCCACUUUCUUUCCCUGUUCCUAGCUCUUAUAGCUGACACGAAGCUACCCCGCCAUUGACUCUCAACCUUAACCUUACAACUACAACACCUACAGAUAUUCAAUACUCUAAUCCGAUGUCGAAUCCUGAGAAGGCUCCCCAGUAUUCCGCUGGCGACCAGCAUGGAAGCGGUCUGCUUCCUACCGCCAACCCUACCCAGAAUCAACCCCAAGACUCUUCUCUUCCUCCUGCGUACGAGCAGGGAUCAGCCGAGCUUCCUGGAGACGAGAAGCCCCGCGCACCCCAAAAUCCCGAUCAACAUGUCCAGUUCGCAGGAUCACAGAGCCAGCAGCCUCCUCAGUUUGCGCCCACUGCCGGAGCCGAGCAAUAUCCAAGUGCUGCAGAUGAGAAGCGCAAGCUAGAGCAGCAGUACUUCCCUCCCCCUCCUCCAGGUCCUCCUCCUGCGCAAGAUCAACACCAAGCGUCCGCAGCUCACCCGAACCCUCUCCAGGGCAACCCAGUCACGGUGCCUCAACAGCAUCAGGAGACUCAUCAGCCCUUUGACGCUCAGCAGUCUCAGCAGGCCCAACAAAACUACGCUAUCCCGCAGUACGACCCUGCCCAUCCUACCUUUGCGCCCCCUCCUACGAACCAGCCAGCUCAGGCUCAGGCGCCCCCUCAACCAAGUCCUACAGCUCCUACCCAUGGACAUGGCUUCGGCCAUGGUCCGGAGACAACCGCAACCCAGGCUUCGACUUCUGCACAUCCUGAGACACACAAGAAGCCCGGCUGGAGCGAAAAGUUCAGCCAGCUUGGUAUCAAGGCCGCUGCACCUAUUAACAGCUUGGCGCACAAGUUUGGUAGCCAGAGUUUCCUCCCCGAGACUAUCGACAAGGAGUGUGACAAGGCAGCUUCUAUCCUGAAGUCCUUCUGCAAAAACGGUGUCUACGCCGAUCCUAGCUCUAGCCAGGUUCCCACAUCGACAGACCCCAAGGCACAGGAAACCAACGACGAGAUCAUCGAUCCCACCAAAGAGAAGCCCAAGAAGAGAGUUCUUGUCAACAUCCCUCCCAAGGUCAUCGCCAAGGCCCAAGGUCUCGCUAUCUUCACAACCCUUCGUGCCGGCUACGCUUUCUCUGGUGCCACUGGUUCAGGCAUCUUGAUCUCUCGUCUUCCCGAUGGAUCAUGGGGUCCUCCUUCAGGUAUCCAAGUCCACUCCGUUGGCGCUGGUUUCAUGAUCGGUCUUGACAUUUACGACUGUGUCUGCGUCAUCAACAGCCGAGAAGCACUCAACGCUUUCGCCAAGACCCGUGUUGCCCUGGGUAGUGACCUUGCUGUUGUCGCUGGUCCAUAUGGCGCCGGCGGUGCUGUGGAGAUCGGCGCUGCCAUGGAUGGAAAGAAGAAGGAUAAGGAGCAUAAGGAUGAGGAGGCUCCUCCCAAACCUCCCCGCCCUACUGAGGACAGCCAAGGCCUGAAGCCAGAGACCGAUGCCGACAAGAAAAAGAAACGCCGCAGCCUUAGCACCGGCGCUUUCAAGCCUGUCUUUUCCUACGUUAAGUCCCGCGGUUUCUACGCAGGCAUUCAAGUCGACGGCACCGUCGUCGUCGAGCGCAAGGAUGCCAAUGCCGCUUUCUACGGCGAGCGUGUCUCAGUCGAGCAGAUCAUCCGAGGAGAGGUUCCCCGCCAGAGCGGCAUGUGGCCCGCUGGUGCUCGCAACCUUCUCGAGACUCUGAAGGGUGCUGAGGUCGGAUCCCUCAAGGUCAAUUCCGUGUCUCCGACCGAUCGGGACCCCACUUCCACCGGACCCUCCGGUCCUUCGGCGCCGGUGGCGUCGGGAGCUAAUGCGGGACAGACACAGCCUCCGGGAUAUGUCGAUGAUGGAGUUCACCGACCUGAAGUUGGAGAUGUGAAGUAUCGUUAGAAACGAUCAUGGAUAAUAAUAGGAUACCAUGAGAGGGAGGUAAUAGUUUGAUCGGUCUCUAGCUAUGAUUUUCUUGUAGUUUUAGCCAAAAUCGCAAUUGCAUUAUUUGAACACGAACACGAUUUGCUGGACUCCACGCG
Messenger RNA from Fusarium odoratissimum NRRL 54006, 2368 nucleotides. RefSeq lists its product as uncharacterized. Gene Ontology annotation, molecular function: phosphatidylinositol binding. The record is from RefSeq and is a predicted model, not a curated record. Lineage: Eukaryota; Fungi; Ascomycota; Sordariomycetes; Hypocreales; Nectriaceae. The transcript has 2 exons. The coding region runs from base 444 to 2228 and encodes 594 amino acids.